This is a messenger RNA of Aspergillus wentii DTO 134E9, 1232 nucleotides long. RefSeq lists its product as uncharacterized. Lineage: Eukaryota; Fungi; Ascomycota; Eurotiomycetes; Eurotiales; Aspergillaceae. The transcript has a single exon. The record is from RefSeq and is a predicted model, not a curated record. Bases 230 to 985 code for a protein of 251 amino acids.
GUAGAAUAUUAAAGUGAAAUAACUAGAGCAGCCGAUAAUAAUUUGCUGAAUUCCGGCAAUGAUGAACCCAGUAGCACCUUCUAUCACUGGCAGAGUAACUCUGCUGGACAUUCUUCUUAAAGGCGUUGACGUGGACAACCAGCAGCCAUCAGCUUCUUUAUCGCCAGUAUAUAUUCUGUCACUCAUUCAGAUAUAAAUCACUGAAUUAUCGAUCAUUAUUUCAGGCAAAAUGGGCCAUAAAGUCUCUGCUAUCCAUGGCGUCAAGUCGGACAACUUCUACAAGCCCGGAAACGCCAUCAACGAAGUCUGGGUUGGAGAUCUCGAGGUUAUCUCUCGUCUUCCCUUUGGAGACUCUGAUCUAGGUCAGGCUGGCUGGCCGAUUCAUGGAUACCCCAAGAUUCCCUGGCAUAACUUCAUCAUUCCGUUGAAACGAAGAGCGCUAUCAGAUAGUGCCUCAUCGCCGAGCCCAGACUGCCCAGGUCAGAGAGAUGCUGCACUCUUACCCUUCAGUCCUCUUUCUCGAACUGCAUCGCUCAUCACUGCCCUCCUUCUCUCAUUUGUUGCUAUCGCAGCUUACUAUCUUCCUAUCAUCCUAAACGACACAUCGCAUAACCAGAUUCACCAAAGGCUUCAACAGAAAAAGAGAUGGUAUGCGAUCCGGGCCAGUAUUGCCACGACAUCUCUCAUUGCAGGCUUGGUGAUUGCCCUGUUGGAUUUCCAUGCCUUGACGGCCGUCUCGGAUGCGUUGAGUGACUCGAUGCUCGUGCCGAUGAAGUUUCUAUGGGCGUUUAUAGCGACAUUCGGCUUUUUCUACUCGGCAAUGGCCGUCAAUUCGCUCUGGGCAAGCUGGAGGGAGAUUCGUCGACGGGCCAACGAAGAGGACGGAGAGGACGAGGAGGACUAUAUCAAUGUUCCGGUCGAAUUUGUAGACGAUCAAUUACCCAUGGUUGUUGCGUCGUGGCUGGAAAGACAACGGCGACCGUGAUUGCAGUUCAACCAAGACCGAAUAUUCUUAGACCUUCUGACUUUCUUGAUGCCUCUUGAGAAUUGUUAAAUCUUUUCCUAGUCCUAAUAAUGUACAUCUUAGCGCAGUCCAGUCUAUAUAAGUACAUACGGUUCCAGUCCGAUCGGUUUCAAGUCAUAUCUUACAAACGUCAAACGUAUAUUCAUCAGGACUAGAGAUCUUAUUUUUUGGAAAAUAGAUCCUGCCAGAACUCUUUGAAUCCAUACCC